UCUGCUCUUUCUUUGUCUGGGGCGCUCAGAUGCUAUCAGCUGCUGCUGUUUGCUGGGAGCACAGGGCUCAAGGCGGUCUCUAAACAGCACGGUGGGAGCUGAUGGCUCCGAGUUUGGGGCGAAGUAGAAACUCUCCCGUGCCACUUCCGACUGUAAGCCUUCCUGUUACCGGCCACUGUGGCGGUUUUCUUUCUGGGGACCGCGUUUUCGCUCAGUCGCUCCGCAGCCCGAGCCUGCAGCAGCGGCCAGGCGGCUGUCCUCGCGGCCGGGCUCUGCCCUCCAGACGCGCUCCGCUUCCAGAAGAGCCCAGCUCUUCCGAGAGCUCCUAAAAGCCCUCCCGCGUCCUUGUCCAGGAGCAAAACUAUGACAGGAAUGGAGGUUUGCUAAACCAGAAAAUUCGAAGGAGCGCAUUAAACUGGCGGAUGCAGCAGAUGUAAGCGCUGUGCAAACACCUCAAACCUGUUCAGAUGUUGCUGUUUCCUCAAGUUGCAGGUCUAUGGAAAUGCAGGAUCUCACCAGCCCGCAUAGCCGUCUGAGUGGUAGUAGUGAAUCCCCCAGUGGCCCCAAACUCGAUAACUCUCAUAUAAAUAGUAAUUCCAUGACUCCCAAUGGCACCGAAGUUAAAACAGAGCCAAUGAGCAGCAGUGAAAUAGUUUCAACAACAGCAGACGGGUCUUUAGACAAUUUCUCAGGUUCAGCAAUUGGGAGCAGUAGCUUCAGCCCGAGACCAGCUCACCAGUUCUCCCCACCACAGAUCUAUCCUUCCAACAGAGCAUACCCACAUAUUCUCCCUACCCCUUCCUCACAAACUAUGGCUGCAUAUGGGCAAACACAGUUCACCACAGGAAUGCAACAAGCGACAGCCUACGCCACCUACCCACAGCCUGGACAGCCGUAUGGAAUUUCCUCCUAUGGUGCAUUAUGGGCAGGCAUCAAAACUGAAGGUGGAUUGUCCCAGUCCCAGUCACCUGGACAGACAGGAUUUGUCAGCUACGGCACCAGCUUUGGUACCCCUCAGCCCGGGCAGGCACCGUACAGCUACCAGAUGCAAGGUAGCAGUUUUACAACAUCGUCAGGAUUAUAUACAGGAAAUAAUUCACUCACAAAUUCCUCUGGAUUUAACAGUUCACAGCAGGACUACCCAUCUUAUCCCAGUUUCGGCCAGGGUCAGUACGCACAGUAUUAUAACAGCUCGCCAUAUCCAGCUCAUUAUAUGACAAGCAGCAACACCAGCCCCAACACGCCUUCAACAAAUGCCACCUACCAGCUUCAAGAGCCACCAUCUGGCAUCACCAGCCAAGCAGUGACAGAUCCUGCGGCAGAGUACAGUACAAUCCAUAGCCCAUCAACACCCAUUAAAGAUUCGGACUCUGAUCGGUUACGUCGAGGUUCGGAUGGGAAGUCACGUGGACGAGGCCGAAGAAACAAUAAUCCUUCACCUCCCCCAGACUCUGAUCUUGAGAGGGUGUUCAUCUGGGACUUGGACGAGACCAUCAUUGUUUUCCAUUCCUUGCUUACUGGGUCCUAUGCCAACCGAUAUGGGAGGGAUCCACCUACUUCAGUUUCCCUUGGACUGCGAAUGGAAGAAAUGAUUUUCAACUUGGCCGACACACAUCUAUUUUUUAAUGACUUAGAAGAAUGUGACCAAGUUCAUAUAGAUGAUGUCUCUUCAGAUGAUAAUGGUCAAGACCUCAGCACAUAUAACUUUGGAACAGAUGGCUUUCCUGCUGCGGCCACCAGUGCUAAUUUGUGCUUGGCAACCGGUGUGCGCGGCGGUGUAGACUGGAUGAGAAAGUUGGCUUUCCGCUACAGACGAGUAAAAGAGAUCUACAAUACCUACAAAAACAACGUCGGAGGUCUGCUUGGUCCGGCCAAGAGGGAGGCCUGGCUGCAGCUGAGGGCUGAGAUCGAAGCCCUGACGGACUCCUGGCUGACACUGGCCCUCAAAGCGCUCACGCUCAUUCACUCCCGGACGAACUGUGUGAAUAUUUUAGUAACGACGACUCAGCUUAUCCCAGCAUUGGCGAAAGUCCUGCUGUAUGGAUUAGGAAUUGUGUUUCCAAUAGAAAAUAUUUACAGUGCAACUAAAAUAGGAAAGGAAAGCUGUUUUGAGAGGAUAAUUCAAAGGUUUGGAAGAAAAGUGGUGUACGUUGUUAUAGGUGAUGGUGUAGAAGAGGAACAAGGAGCAAAAAAGCACGCCAUGCCCUUCUGGAGGAUCUCCAGUCACUCAGACCUCAUGGCCCUCCACCACGCCUUGGAACUGGAGUACCUGUAACCACCACACAGCACUUUGAAACCGCACAACUGCCCUGUGACCAGGAACAAAUCCAGCAGGCCUGGGUCCCUGUCAGCGCCGGACUGGCGAGCGUACGGCUUUCAACAUGGUGACGCACAGCUGCUGUCGGACUUCACCUCUGCCUUUGUGGUGAAUGAAGGACCACGUCCAUCUCUUCAGAACAGCUGUAGACUAGUACUGUGAAUCCGAUGAAAAUAAGCCAUGAGAAUGUUCUAGCACAGCAUAAUGUGUCUUUGCCACAUUAACUACAUGGUUCAAACCUGUGAAGAAAGGACCUGCAGACGCCUACAGUUUUAGCAUCUUCAAUGUGACGUGAACAGCUUCUCUAGAACAGCAAACUUGAUUGCACAACCAAGACUGAAAUGUUUCCUGAGUACCAGUGGGGGAUUUUCUUGUAAAGAAGGUUUACUUUUCGGUGUCUCAUACCCAGGGUAAUCUGUACAUCUCUACUUAUUUAUGAACAGACUUUUUUAAAAACAGCUUUAUUGAGGUAUAAUCCAAGUACCAUUCAAUUCACUCGAACAGACUUUGUGGGCAUCAACUAACUAAAGAGACGAUAGCAUAAGAAAUAAGCAAUUAAAGGCUUUGGCCUAAUGACACAGCAAGUACUUUGAAUUUUAGCACAUUGCGAAGUAGUUUAAAGUAUGUCUAAUUUAAACAUAUAAUAUGUACAUCACUGAGACAAUCAUGUACAGAAAGAAUUUUUUGUGUAAAUUUGUAAUAAUGGAUGAUUCUUUUACAUAUUGUUUAGAAAAUGAUAUUGAGAGGUAGCAAUGCCUUGAUAGUGAAGUAUGAGGCAAUAUGGGCACAGACUCAUGUGCAGUGCCUUAUCGAAGUAUACUGGGUAUAAAUAUGUAGAUAAUGGGUUUUUGUUUGUUUUUUAGAUAAUGUUGUCAAGACCAAAAGCAUGGAUGUCAAGUGUCAAUAGGAUUUUGUUUCCCAAAUUUUACUUCCCCAUCGGCUCAUUUUUGUGUGUGUGCUGUUAGGAAGGCCUUGGUAAAAUAAUUGAGCAGUGUCUUAAGUCAUUUGAAUAAAAAGUCCUCUUAGAACCUCGCUUUUUCAUUUUCAACACUAAUGUAUUAUACGUAACUACUUGGAAAAACUGACUCUUCAAAUGUUUCUUGCCACAAAAAGAAUGUAGAUGAUAGACAUAUUUUGUUAAUAAAAUGGUUCAUGAAUCAGAGACCAGCGAAGUUUUCAUGUGCUCAGAUUAUAGUGUCCACAGUUUCUUGUUUAGGUACAGGAGGGCAUGACCACAUAUCUGGAAAUUAGCAAAACUUUGCGUUACUCUCACCAUGCAUGUUUCCUCUGUUUUCCUCCACACCCUCCCUCCACCCUCCCAGGAUAGUUCAUAGCUAGAAGGGGACAUGGCACAGUCAUCAUCACCAAGGAAAUAAUGUUACUCUUCACCUGUCGUACAUGUCACAUGACAAACCUGGGAGAUAAAAAUUGCCUCCUUCGUUGUACCAUAAAAACAGCUUCUCCAAAAGGGAUUAUUUUGGGCACAGUGUCUUUCACAUAGAGAGCCUACCACUGUCAUGAAAUUACUUUUUGGAUGAAUUUAAUAUUAUAUUGGGGAAAAAAAAAACACCAGCUUUGACCCAAAAUAGCUAAAGAGCUACUCUUUUUCUGAAGUUUCAUGUUGCUGCUAGAAUUAAUUGAAAAUUCUCUCCAAAUUGUUUAAUAAUUUUUUUUGCUUGAAGCAAACAGAAUUUGACAAUUUUUUAGCCUUUUCAUUGUAUGUUUUUGUACUCUGCAGACUGAAAAGACAAAGUUUAUCUUGGCCUUACUGUAAAGGUGUGUUGUGUCCACAAU
This is a messenger RNA of Phyllostomus hastatus (greater spear-nosed bat), 4111 nucleotides long. RefSeq names its product EYA transcriptional coactivator and phosphatase 1 (gene EYA1). Gene Ontology annotation, molecular function: protein tyrosine phosphatase activity. The record is from RefSeq and is a predicted model, not a curated record. Gene Ontology annotation, biological process: positive regulation of DNA repair; negative regulation of extrinsic apoptotic signaling pathway in absence of ligand; cell differentiation. The transcript has 18 exons. Lineage: Eukaryota; Metazoa; Chordata; Mammalia; Chiroptera; Phyllostomidae. Gene Ontology annotation, cellular component: nucleus. The coding region runs from base 497 to 2275 and encodes 592 amino acids.